This is a messenger RNA of Exaiptasia diaphana, 336 nucleotides long. Its product is annotated as protein KTI12 homolog. Lineage: Eukaryota; Metazoa; Cnidaria; Anthozoa; Actiniaria; Aiptasiidae. Bases 49 to 336 code for a protein of 95 amino acids. The transcript is spliced from 4 exons. The record is from RefSeq and is a predicted model, not a curated record.
CGAUCGGCGGACGAGAUCAAGUAUUUUUGACUUCAUUUUAAUCUAAGAAUGCCGCUCGUAAUAUUGACUGGAUAUCCUUGUUCUGGGAAAAGUAAGCGAGUUGAUGAGCUGAAGAAGUAUCUAGAGGAAACUAAGGGUCAAAAUGUACGUAUAAUCGACGAUGAAAUUGCUGGAGUUGACAGAGGGACUACAUAUGCUGCAUCUGCUCGUGAAAAGGAAGCCAGAGGUCUUUUAAAGUCAGCUGUAGAGAGACUUAUAUCAAGAGAUGCAAUUGUUAUCUUGGAUUCAUUAAAUUACAUUAAAGUGUCCACGCMUUCAUCACGUGAUCCACGUUAG